CUCUGGUAUACUCGCCCCGCCUCCACGGUUAAAUCUCUCCAGCUUGCAUCCUGUCUAAUGGUCAGCUUUGGUUUGUUUCAAUUUUCUUUUCAUUCACAAAAAAGUUGAAGCGUGAAGUUUUCCGGCGCAGCACAAAAGCUCCACUAAACAAAAGCCCAGUUUAUCCAAGGCAAGUUCCCGGUUCUAUCAGUGUGGGUGAUAACCUGUGACCAGAGCGACGGAGGGAGGCUUUAACCAUACAGAUAAGAACUGAGCCGAGGCCAUUGUCCAUUCCGUUCUCUCUUUAACCCGUUUCUGAAAGAUGGCUGUUCCCGUAACCGUGUACCUCUUGGUAGCUUCCAAGCUGCUUUUGGCUGAAGUGAAGUGUGACAGCAUCAACUUCUAUAAUAUAAGGCCUCCUGUAGAUGCGACUCCAUAUCCUAACAGCUUCAAGUGCUUCACAUGCGAGCAGGCGUCAGACAACUACAGCUGUAAUCGCUGGGCUGAAGACAAGUGGUGUCCUCAGAAUACACAGUACUGCAUGACCAUGCAUCAUUUUGGUCGACACGGGAGAACUAAGUUUGUAACAAAAAGGUGCGCUUCGUUUAACGACUGCAGGUUGAGCGGAUGCCGACGUCACGGGAACACACACCACACGGAAUGCGUCUCAUGCUGUGAAGGCAUGGUGUGUAACGUGGAGCUUCCUACUAAUCGCACCAACGCCGUGUUCAUGAGGAUUCGGGAUUUCAGCUCCGCCGCGACACGCAGCAGCAUCUGGACUCGCUUAUUUCUACUAACUUCAGCUCUCGCAGUGCUUUUACCUUUGUGAGAAUAUCACAGUGCUUUUAAGCCUGCAAUAUUCCCUGCUGGAAUACCAUUGGCACAUCAAGGGAUUCCGGGAGUCUUGAGGAAAGCAAAAGGUUCGUCCUGCCUCCUCAGUGAAAAAAAAAAAGCUGACCCUGACCCGAAUGAACGUCCAGCCAACCGGUGUGCAAAUCCAAACCAAGAAACUCUUAGACUUUGUCAACUGUUUGCUAAUGACAUGCUCAAUAGGAAAGAAGAAAUAAAUCAUUUAGCCGUAAGGGCGAUGAUUCCCAGAGUAACGCGGCAUUGUUGUCAGCAUUAACUCUCAGUGGAGGUCAUGAGGGACUCUGGGAUGGUGGGAUGGACCUCGUCCAGUGGCUUGGAGCCCGGGGUCUGUCCGAGAAAAACCUGAACACAGAACUCUCUGGAAGAGAUCUGGCACGAAGGCUUAGAGACAGAGGACAGAUGUUUUUUUUAUUAUUUUUUUUUGCUUGAAUUUUUACUUGUGACUCACAAUACUAGUUAACGCAAUGAAUCGAUGGUCACUUUGAGAUAUUAAUUUAACAAAUAUUCAUAUCAGUAUUUAUGAAUAAAGAAUGAACAUGAAA
Tachysurus fulvidraco (yellow catfish) is the source of this 1391-nucleotide messenger RNA. RefSeq names its product LY6/PLAUR domain containing 6B (gene lypd6b). The record is from RefSeq and is a predicted model, not a curated record. The transcript has 6 exons. The coding region runs from base 302 to 808 and encodes 168 amino acids. Gene Ontology annotation, molecular function: acetylcholine receptor regulator activity. NCBI's taxonomy places the organism in Eukaryota, Metazoa, Chordata, Actinopteri, Siluriformes, Bagridae.